AGUCAUUCGUCAACCGCGGUCGAUGGAGGCAACUGGUUUCCGACGUAGCUCAAACAAUACGAGAUGGCUCUUCGUCGUUAUGUUGUGAUAUUAUCGCUAUGUGCGUGCGUCUCAGCUAUUGUAGGACCGGCAGGAAAUGUCACAAAAACUAAACAGCAGAAAACUGACUCUUAUCUAGAUGCCUAUUCCAAAUCACGGAUAGAGGCCGAGAAGGCGAAGCAAGGAGUUAUUAUAGUCACUGCUAAAGAUGGAGAGAAGAAGAUAUCGAAUCGCGAUGACAGCUAUUCUGGAUAUGAUUAUUCGCCACCUCAUUCAGGUGACAGUACAAGUUUCAGUUCCUCGGGAUUGUCAGGUUUCUCUGGGCCAUCGUCAUCGAAUAGUUAUUUGCCGCCUUCGAGUUAUGGGCCGCCUGUGAAAUUUGAACCGGAAAUUACAUAUAACUCGCCUCCUAAUACUUAUGGGCCACCCAUAAAUACCUACGGACCUCCCGCGAAUACUUACGGACCUCCGACGCAAACUUAUGGACCUCCCGCGCUAACUUAUGGAUCUCCCGCGCAAAAUUAUGGGCCUCCCGUUCAAUCUUAUGGACCACCAGCUCACAAGCCAGUACCUGUAUACGGCCCGCCUCUGAAACCAACUUACGGCGUACCUUACACUGCUCCAGGAUUUGGUUUCCUCGAUAAACUUUCUUUGAAACUUGAUAUACUUACAGUUGCCAAACUGUUGUUGAAAUUUUUGAUCUUUAAGAAGAUCGUAACAAUGAUAGCCGUGGUGUGCAUGCUCCUGGUGAUCCCGAAACUGAUCAGUUUCAAAAAGGACGCCAGCCCUAGUGGGAAUGACGACGAUGAUCGUAAGUUUGGAGACAGAAAUGUAAUAGAGCUGACGUCAGCUCACCAGGUGCUCGAACGAGCGAUUGCAAUAUACGAGAAGCAACUACCGAUCUGCGGAGUCACGUGUCGCGUUGCCAGAGUAAUCGAUGACCUGUACGAAUUCCAACCCUACUUCAGGGGCGAGCACACACGACGCAUCAAGUUCGUUAUAAGAAAAUUCUGCUCAGUUAAGUGCCAUUGCAGAACUUAG
Molecule: messenger RNA, 1080 nt
Organism: Hyposmocoma kahamanoa
Lineage: Eukaryota; Metazoa; Arthropoda; Insecta; Lepidoptera; Cosmopterigidae
Exons: 3
Coding region: 64-1080 (338 amino acids)
Source: RefSeq, a predicted model, not a curated record